CAAUACUUCCUUUCACAGUGUCUUCCAUCCUCUUCCAACUUUCACACUUUCACUUGCUCUCUCUUUGCUCUUAUCCCUUUUCUUUUUUCUUCUUUUCCUUUGGGUUUUCUAUUCUCAGUUUGCGGUGUUUGAUAGAAAUAAUGGAUCGGAACGGGCCAAAGAUCAAAAGUACAAUUCUUCACCAUCUCUAUGAGAAGCAGAGACAGAGCCCUUACUAUGACAAUCUCUGUCGCCCUGUUUCAGAUUUGCUUCCAUUUAUUGCCAAUGGGAUCAGAGGUGUCACUACCAACCCAGCGAUUUUUGAAAGAGCUAUUUCAUCCUCAAAUGCCUACGAUGAUCAGUUGAGGGAAUUGGUAGGGGCAGGGAAGGACAUAGAAAGUGCUUAUUGGGAAUUGGUUGUGAAGGACAUACAGGAUACUUGCAAACUUCUGGAGCCAAUUUACAAUGAAACAGAUGGGGAAGAUGGACAUGUAUCUCUUGCAGUUUCCCCAAAGCUAGCAAAUGACACCAAGGGGACAAUUGAGGCAGCAAAAUGGCUUCAUAAUAUGGUUGGAAGUCCGUGUGUUUACAUGAAAAUUCCUGCCACUGAUGAAUCCAUCUCUUCCAUGAAGGAGGUCAUUUCUUUGGGGAUAAGUGUAAAUGCCACUCUCAUAUUCUGCCUCCCUAAAUAUGAAGCAGUGAUUGAUGCUUACUUGGAUGGCCUUGAGUCUUGUGGCAUGACUGAUCUCUCUAAGGUUUCAAGUGCAGCAGCAUUCUACAUCAGUAGAGUGGAUGUUACACUUGACAAGAAACUUGAGCAAAUUGGUACUACUGAGGCUCUUGAUCUCAAAGGAAAGGGUGCGGUUGCUCAAGCAGUCUUAGCAUACCAACUUUACCAGAAAAAAUUUUCUGGUCCAAGAUGGGAACGCUUGGAGAAUAGAGGUGCCAAGAAGCAGAGGUUGAUGUGGGCUUCAACAAAUGUGAAAAAUCCAUCUUACCCUGACACAUUUUAUGUUAAUUCUCUUAUUGGACCAGAUACAAUUUCAACCUUACCAGUACAAGCUCUUCAAGCAUUCAUGGACCAUGGUAUUCUUUCAAGAACUCUUGAUGCAAAAGUAUCAGAGGCUCAAGACAUUUACAAUGCAAUUGAGAAGUUGGGGAUUGAUUGGAGUUCUGUUGGAUCAGAACUGGAACAUGAGGUGCUGGAUUCUUUCACAAAAAGCUUUGACAAUGUGCUUGAAUGCAUGCAAAAGAAGGCUAAGCUUAGGGAUUUCAGCAGAGCAUAUGAACCGUGCUUUCAGGAUAACUAGUACAAGUCUAAGACAAAAAUAUUCGGAACUUGUUUUUUUCUGCGACACUUGUUGCAUAUGCAGCAUGCAACUGAUGCGGUUGAAGCUUAGAACUUUGGCGUGUAACUAAAAUAAUAUUAUGGAGUAUGGACUAUAAAUAAAAUUAAAGCGAUUAUAGUAUUUACGCAAUCACUUUGUAGUAGUGGUAAGCGUGGGAUGUGUUGGGAUGAGUUUAUCUUUGUUCUUAUCUGACCCAGAAAUUUGUUAGGUCAGUUUCUUGAAUCUGAACUGGUCCCAAUCAAGGCCCGAAAAAUUUAGAAUAAAAUCAGGUCCACCGGUUUACCUAUUA
Molecule: messenger RNA, 1617 nt
Organism: Glycine soja
Lineage: Eukaryota; Viridiplantae; Streptophyta; Magnoliopsida; Fabales; Fabaceae
Product: transaldolase-like
Exons: 6
Coding region: 141-1289 (382 amino acids)
Biological process (GO): carbohydrate metabolic process; pentose-phosphate shunt
Cellular component (GO): cytoplasm; intracellular anatomical structure
Molecular function (GO): transaldolase activity
Source: RefSeq, a predicted model, not a curated record